This is a messenger RNA of Cyphellophora europaea CBS 101466, 1473 nucleotides long. RefSeq lists its product as uncharacterized. The transcript has a single exon. The record is from RefSeq and is a predicted model, not a curated record. Lineage: Eukaryota; Fungi; Ascomycota; Eurotiomycetes; Chaetothyriales; Cyphellophoraceae. The coding region runs from base 1 to 1473 and encodes 490 amino acids.
AUGAGGUCUUCGACUGUCGAGGUUGCGGCCUUCAACCAGAGCCUGUUCAGUCGACAAAGUGCUCCUUGCGACUUGACGGACUUCGAAGCCAAUGUCGACUUCUACGGCUUUGGAAUUCGACUCGGUGUCUAUCUGCAGUGGUUUUCAAGCUGGAUAUCGAAUACCCUGGACCCCGAAAAGUGCGCUGACAACCACGAGGAGAACUCGAUUUUCGUGCUUUCGAUCUUAGUGGCUCUCGCGGUGGCUUUUCGUACCAAUGACUUGAAGGUAUCAGAAGUCUACAUCCUGCUGUUGCUGUGCACAGGCUACUUUUGUAUCUGCUUGAGUACUUGGGGAAUCCGUCUACACCUGUUAAGGCCUGGAGCAGUACAAGUCUCACCUCUAUUCUGGCAUGGCAAUCAGCUGCAGAACCGGCGGGUCCGUCCAUCCACCUUCUCUCGGCUUCCUGGAGGCACUUUUUUAAACGGCAUGGCCAACCAAUUUCUUUCGCCUCGACAUAUGCCGCUCAGCCAAGGUGGCAGCGUGAAGCCCUCAGGGCUCUCUUGGGCGGGCGGACUAUGGAGAUCGAUUAUUGCCAGUUUCGUGGUCGCACUCAAUCUGUACCUAUGGUUCUCCUAUGACCCAGACGCGAACACAGGUUGCGAACCAUACGUCUACUUCUUUGGAAGGCAAAAACUGACUGCAGGUCUUCAGAUCUUCUUCAUCGCCGUAUGUAUAACGGCAGGGACGUUUCUUUUCCAGCUAAUCUUGGCCAUGACGACUGUGCUGUAUUACUUAACCUUGAAGCUAAUCAUUGGACCUGUUCUCGAUACGCUCAGGCUAAGUGGGCUCAAGGAGUCCCUGCUUGACUUAAUUGCGGUGCGGCUGCAGGUUGCCAACCAUGAGGGAGUUAUCCCAUCGGACCAAGUUACGUUGCAGCAAAUCAAAUCUGCUCUUUUCGCCCUGUCAUCGCAGAAAGAUUCGCCGGCUUCUGCGAGACCGCAUGUACAUUCACACCACCAGGCGCACCAGCAGGGCUAUCGGCUGUCGAUGAGUCUUGUAAUAUGCUGGCAUAUCUGGCUACUUAGCCUUAUGGCAUUAUUCAUCACCUUCAUCGAGCAGACAAUUCAGAUCAACAACAUCCAAGGAGCAUUUAUUAUACGGUCGACCUCGCAGCUAAUUCCCUUUAUUAUCGGGUUGAUAUCAAUGCUCAACACGGUCCGACAGCUCCUGCUGCAGUGGUAUGAGGAGGAUCACCCGAAUGAGGAGAAUAUGCAUUUUGUGCUUACUGGAAGGUUGUCGCACAUGUCUAUCCUUGGAAUGUUGAUUGAAGGAGGCAUUUGGGUUGCUGCAAGGCUUCGAGGGGAUGCCGUUGCUGCAGAUGCAGACGAUGUUGCAGCUGGUGCGGGUGAAUUGCGCGAGGCGAGGCAAGCAAACCCCUCUAUCAGUGCUGAUGCGCAAACUCAUGAAUCGUCUAACACCUGUUCCAAGUAA